Molecule: messenger RNA, 3431 nt
Organism: Pimephales promelas (fathead minnow)
Lineage: Eukaryota; Metazoa; Chordata; Actinopteri; Cypriniformes; Leuciscidae
Source: RefSeq, a predicted model, not a curated record
AAAAAAAGACAUAAAUCUCUAGUCUCAGGGGGAUAUGAUGAGGGUGCAAAGCAUUGUAAUUCGAACUACAGGUUUUCUACUAAUACAAAGCUUAAUGCUAAAUUCUGAAGUAUCCCUUUAAGUGUGUGGGUGCUCUGCCUGCUGACUGUUUGUGUGUGCUCCCAUGUGUUAUGAGCUGAUAGUGUGAUUGUUUAUUUGUGUCAUUGACAUGUCAUGUAAGAAAGGGUUUACAGCGUGUUGUUGAGUGUUAGUUGCAUUUGAAGAUGGAUCCAUGUAGCCGCUCAGAACCACAGGUCAAAGAAAAGUGAUUCAUCUUUCUGUUUUAUUUGAAUUCGUUCUCAUUUUAGCUUAGCCUAAAAUCAUAAAGUCAUCCUACCGUCUCUAUAUCUUUUCUUUAAUGAAUGACAUGACAUGAUUAGACUAUAUCGAUGUAGACAAAAACACCGUCACAAAUUCAAUAAUGAGUGCAUUUACAUGUAUGAUAUCUUACAACCAAGUAAUGUUAAAACAUUAUUUUAGUGGGGGAUGGUCAUAAAAGGUUUUAGCAAAACCACAUCGGCAUAUUUGCCCAUAACCGAGAUUUCGCUCAGAAUAAAACUACUUUAAUGCAUGGGUUGGGCAAAUGUCUUUUUUACAUUUUGAUAUCAAACUCAAUGAGGUUUAUAUACUAUGUUGUUCAGAGUGGGAACAAAAGGUUCUUGAAACUUUCAUGUGAAUCUCUGACAUUCAUCUCUUAAAGGCAAGGCUCUCCACAUCGCUGGAUCUUGAGAAGCCGCCGCCAUUGAGAAAGCAAUAAGCCAGCUUAGGACAGUGCUUGAUGAAGCCGGCCGUCUUCGCCACCUUCAGCUUUCUGUGCGAGCUACGCUAUCCAGCGACGUAUCCUUUUUCAAAAAGCCUUUUUCUAUCUAAAAGAGCCACACUUCCUGUGGCUACCGGAGCCUCUGGCCAUUGCGAAUCACUCACCGAAGUCCCUCCAUCGAGCCUCGCAUUCUCCGCACCCCCUCACCGAAGCGCAGCCACCGGCCACGCCCGCUCUGCCAGCACAUCUGAUGAUGAGGUGGAAGGACUUGCUGCAGGAGACAGCUGUUCCAAUCUGGCUUCAGAUAGCGAGGAUUGGUCGAGUUCCCAUCACUCCACCUCCUCAAUCCUGGAAUCUUGCAGGACCCGCGCUGGAGAGGAUGCUGAGCUUAUGUACCUCUUCUCAUGGUGAUAAACCUGUUCCUGCCUCGUUCCUCGUGCCAUCUCUGCUGCAGGCCGCCCACUUGACCAGCCACCUGCACGAGCCACUACACAGUUCCUUGCUCAGCUCAGACAGUCUUUGGAGUGACGGAGCGGCCGCCCCAGAUAGCGCUCUGCCAACCGCCACAGACUAGUCACAGCAAUCGGGACAUUACAUAUGAAACAGACGGCCACUACUGUCAGCGAGCAGCCAUAUUCAAGCACAGAGAGCGUGCACACCGCGCCCAUUCCUCCGCUUCAGUUUCUCGAGCCUGCACAGUGUGGCGACUAGUUGCACAUAUAAAAGCAUGGAAAGCUAUUCCAGGAGUAUCAGAAUGGGUGCUAAACGCACAGCCCACGAUGACAGUGAAUGCAGAGGUACUGUAGCACAUCUACUCUGAUCAGAUUUAGCAAAGCUGCUGUGCAAAGGGGCCAUGGGAUCGGUACCGCCUUCUCUGAGCGAGUCAGGCUUUUACAGCCAUUAUUUUUCUCAUACCCAAGAAAAACGGGGCUCUCAAAUCUAUAUUCUGAUAUAUAAUCUGAGACAAAACUCUCAUGAAAAGACCGUUCAAAAUCCUUACGACCAGACAACUCCUUGCGCACGUUCGCCCGAGGGACUGGUUUAUCUCUCUCGAUCUGAAAGAUGCCUAUUUUCAGAUUCAUAUAACACCCUGUCACAGGCCAUUCUUGAGAUCCUUUGGCGGUCAGGUUUAUCAAUACAGCGUCCUGCCGUUCGGCCUGUCUUUAGCACCCCGUACAUUCACGAAGUGCAUGCGAACUUUCAACCAUCUGGACGAUUGGCUGAUUCUGGCGCAGUCAGAGACAGAGAUAUUAUCUCACAGAGCAGCGCUCCUCAGUCAUCAACUGGACCAAGAGCUCAUUACUGCGAACUGGACUCUGUGGCCAUGACUGCUCGCUUAUCAACACAGCGGGCGCGCGUCUUUCCAGAAGGGCAGCAGCACUCCUCUGAAGACAUUCCAGAGGAUGGUGGGCUACAUGGCUUCAGCUGCUGCGGUACUUCAGCUGGGGUUGCUGCGCAUGCGCCCUCUGCAACUCUGGCUGGCCGCUCGUGGGCUCACCUAGCUUGGGAGUCCGGCUGCGAGCGGAUCAGAGUGACUCAGAGCUGCAUUACAGCUCUGCAGCCCUGGUUAGUGGCCAACUGGUACCAGCGGGGAGUGAUUAAGGGAACUGUCUCAUACCAAAAGUUCAUCUCGACAGACGCGUCCAACUUAGGAUUGGGCGCUCUCUUCGAGUACAGACCGGUCUUUGGCCUGUGGUCAGACCAGGAGAAACUCCACUAUAUGAACUGUCUGAAACCGAUUGCGGUCGAGAAUGCGCUGAAGCGUUUCCUCCCUUUCAUGUUCUAGUCCAUUUGGACAACAUGUGUGUAGUGUCCUACGUGAACCGUCAGACCCAGAAACCUCUGCAAUCUGACACAACACCUCCUUGUUUGGUCUCAGCACCAUCUGCGCUCGCUGAGAGCUGCGCAUGUGCUAGGCCAUCUGAAUGAAUGCUCAGACACACUGUCCAGGGACAAUGUUACCCCGGAGGAAUGGUCCUGCACCCCCAAAAAGUCCAGUUGGUAAGGCGCCAGAAGUCGACCUCUUUGCGUCACAAGACAACGCUCACUGCCCAAAGUUGAUGUGUGAGUCUUGAAGCUGACUUUUGCUGGUGAAACUGCAAACUAUCUUCAGUAAAUCUUUUCUUUAAUUUAGUAUAAUUCUGACUCUGACUCUUCAUUCAUCAUAUCUGGGUCUGGGUCUUAAGCGGUUUACCCCUAACACUAAGGUGUUUCUUAGGGUGUUCUGGUUGGUUCCCAGAGUGUGGCUAAUAUCUUCCUUAUUGACAAAAGAGUUUAAUGAUUCGGGUCAUUAUAUAUAACUUGGGUCCUUCCUUUAGUGUGUAACAUUUUAUUGUCCAUCGGGCAAAAAGUAAUAUUAUCAGGUAUCCAUAGCAUGUUUACAUUAUCAUUAAUAUCCAUAUCCAUAGCAUAUUUCCAUGUAAUAAAGGGCUUCCCCUAAUCCCUAACCACAAGUAUGUGCAUUGCAACAGUAAUAAUGACGCUUUCCUCAGCAAACACUAUUAAAAAGAAGAGAAAUUAAAAGAAACGCUUCAGAUCUGAGGGGAAAGUGAGGAUGUGUUGCAGAAAUGAACAGGUUUUUAUUAUCUUUUAUGAGGGUUCAAUAAACAACCGUUGCUGUAUUUUUUCUUAA